Messenger RNA from Mauremys reevesii (Reeves's turtle), 4641 nucleotides. Its product is annotated as proto-oncogene vav-like. Gene Ontology annotation, biological process: cell migration; regulation of GTPase activity. The record is from RefSeq and is a predicted model, not a curated record. Gene Ontology annotation, molecular function: guanyl-nucleotide exchange factor activity; protein binding. Bases 43 to 1590 code for a protein of 515 amino acids. The transcript has 24 exons. Gene Ontology annotation, cellular component: cytoplasm. NCBI's taxonomy places the organism in Eukaryota, Metazoa, Chordata, Testudines, Geoemydidae.
CAGCGAGCCAACAAUGGGCGCUUCACCCUGCGUGACCUGCUGAUGGUGCCCAUGCAACGGGUGCUGAAAUACCAUCUGCUCCUGCAGGAGCUGGUGAAACAUACGGUGGAGCCGUCAGAAAAGGAGAACUUGCGGCUGGCGCUGGAUGCCAUGCGGGACCUGGCACAGUGCGUGAACGAGAUCAAGAGAGACAAUGAGACCCUGAAACGGAUCACCAACUUCCAGCUCUCCAUAGAGAAACUGUCACAGUCCCUGGCUCAGUAUGGGAGGCCGAAGAUUGACGGGGAGCUAAAGGUCAUCAGUUCUGAGAAAAGCUCCAAGAUGGACAGGUAUGCCUUCCUCCUGGACCAAGCUCUGCUCAUUUGCAAGCGGAAAGGGGACUCCUACGAGAUGAGGGAUUUCAUCGACCUCCACACUUACCAGAUCCGGGACGACUCCUUGGGAGAAAAGGACAAUAAGAAGUGGACUUACAUGUUCCACUUGAUCUGUAGUUCCGGGACCCAGGGCUACGAACUCUUCUUCAAGACACGAGAGCUGAAGAAGAAGUGGAUGGAACAGUUUGAAAUGUCCAUCUCCAAUAUCUACCCCGAAAACGCCACGUCCAAUGGCCACGACUUCCACAUGCACUCCUUCGAGGAGACUGCGUCCUGCAAAUCCUGCCAGAUGCUGCUCAGGGGCACGUUCUACCAGGGCUAUCGCUGCAGCCGAUGCAAAGCCCCGGCUCACAAGGAGUGUCUGGGCCGGGUAUCCCCCUGCGGGAAGUUGAGCUCAGAUUAUGGGUCUACGCUGAAAAAGAAUAAAUCCAACCGACACACGCAGGAGAGAAAGAAGAACGACCUUGGGCUGCCCAAAAUGGAGGUCUGCCAGGAGUAUUACGGGCUGCCACCGCCACCUGUGGCAUUUGGCCCGUCGCUGCGACUCAGCAUGGGGGAGAUUGUGGAGCUGACCAAAGCCAAGGUGGAGCAGCUCUGGUGGGAGGGCAGAAACACAUCCACGAACGAGAUCGGCUGGUUCCCAUGCCAAAAAGUCAAACCGUAUGUGUGUAAUCCUCCCCCAGAUUUUUCUGCUUAUCUUUGGUACGCGGGACCUAUGGAGAGAGCAGAGGCGGAGCAAAUCCUCACGAACCGUUCAGACGGCACGUUCCUGGUGCAGCAGAGGGUCAAGGACGCGGCCGAGUUUGCCAUCAGCAUCAAGUUUAACGUAGAAAUCAAACACAUCAAGAUCCUGACGUCGGAGGGCCUGUACCGCAUCACGGAGAAGAAGGCGUUCAAAGGACUCAUAGAGCUAGUGGAGUUUUACCAGCAGAACUCCCUGAAAGACUGCUUCAAAACCCUCGACACCACGCUGCAGUUCCCAUUCAAGGCGCCUGAGCAGAGGGCCAUCUCCAGACCUCCCGCAGGAGGACUGAAGUACUUUAGGUCGGCGAAGGCUCGCUACGAUUUCUGCGCGCGGGACCGGACGGAGCUGACGCUCAAGGAGGGCGACAUCAUAAAGAUCCUGAGCAAGAAAGGGCAGCAGGGCUGGUGGAAAGGGGAGAUCUACGGCCGCGUUGGCUGGUUCCCAGCGAAUUACGUGGAGGAAUAUUGCUGAGGUCUGGAACCCUGUGUAAUUUUCCACCCCCCUGAGAUCAUGACCCACAGGAUUCCCGACCCUGCAUGGCACUCACACUGUGAGCUCACGCGGAGCCAGGCCCGGAAGGGGUCUCUGUAGCAGGAAGAAAUGUUGUGUUGGCGGAAGUGCGGCGGGGAGUAGCGCCCCGGGACUAUUAAUUUAUGAACUUUCAGAUCCCUCUUCUCUUUCCCUUCUCUCACGCAUGUAAAGGAAGUUUUGUGUUGAAUAAACUGAAUGGGUGGACGGGCUGGAGAUGUAGCGGCCGUCACCCUGCACCCAAGAGCCCUUUUCUCUCCAGUCCAUGGCAUGAUCCAGCUGCCCCAUCAGGCACAGGUGUUUGGAGCCUAGAGGGCUGCUGCCACGUGAAUCGCAUGUCAACCUCUGGAUCGUGUCCAGGGUGUCCCAGGAGAGAGACAGGGCCGUUAGGAGCAGCACGGCCCUGCUGAGAUUUGCAGUCACCCUCCCCGAGUUUGACAUCUCAGCAGAUGGGUCACCACGUGGCCCAGCUGGCUCUGUUUGUGAGUGACCCAGACCAGGACAUCAGCCGGCAGGCCAGGGAGGGGACUUACCGGCUCUACCAGCUGCUGCUCCAACAGAGGGGGCUGACCAUAAAGGAGGCAGAAGAUCUGUGGUGCUACGACUGGCACCGGGAAGCAGGCUCCUGGGCUAUAAGAACACAGCCAGGGUGGGGGAGGUCUUUGGAAAAUUUCAUCUCGGAGGGGCAGAGAAGAUACUUCCUCCAGACAGCAAUGCUGGCGAUCCACGACCCCCUGCUGCAUGUCAGCCAGGCUGGGCUGCUCCUCACAUACUCCCUCCUGGGGGAAGCCCAGCAGCUGAUGGGGGACAAGCUGGAGGAUGUCACAGCCAAGGUGAUGGGUCAGCUCCGCAGCAUCCAGCAGCUGCACCAGGUGCCCGAGGCACUGCAAGGGCUGCGCCUCAUCUGAUGCCCUUAAAGGUGCCCCUCCCAUGUUCAGCAACUCCCGCUCCCUGCUGCAGCAAGAGACUCCCCAGAGAUGUCCUCAAACCUAUUCUCUUGGGAGCAUUUCUGGGAGGAGGCUCCCAUCCCUCAGCCUCCAACUCCGUCAUGCAGUCUCGUUCACAGAACAUCUCCGCUCUCCAGCUCCACUUCCAGCAGCAGGACAAAUGAACCUUCAGCUGCUAGAGACCCGACUCCAACCUCCUUCUGAUCAGCAAUGGGGUUUCACCAUCCCCUCAACGAACCUGUCAGCCUCUGAAUGAUGAAUGUCAGAGUCACCAGAACCAGCAAAACUCCAACUGCACUUUCACAUUUGCCCUGGUAUGAAAGUUCCUCUGAGUCAAGAUAUUUGAUUAAAACUAAAGAAAGAUCUGCAUGAGCAAAUUUUGUCAUGCAUUGCUUUAAAAUAUUUUGUGUAUUAUGACACUUCAGAUGUAAUUGGUAGUAUGAUUAAGUUGCUCAUCUAGCCCACUGUUCAGAUAGGAAGAUGGAAUGCUCCAUUAAAAGUUAUUGUAUACAGUAGUUAAAUCUGGCACAAAUUAGUCCAGCACUUAUGUAACUGAUUGCUGUUCUAUAUGGGGGAGGGGGGGGGGGAUGAAGUAUAUGUAGACAAAGGACAGACUUUGCCAGGAAUGAAUCACAUACUAGAUUCAGGAAAUUCCUGUGAGCGAAACUGGGAGUACUCCUUGCUGUAAUAGAUUUGUAAAAAAUCUUCUUAUGAUCACACUGUUAAAUUCAGCUCUACAUUAUGUUCAUUUUAUAUCUUUCCUGCUCUUAAUCAGAUGGUUAGUUUCAGCUAAAAGUUAAUCAGGCUUCAUACAGGAAAUAUGCAUUUAAAGAAUGUGCUACCAAAGAGGGAAUACUCCGAUUCCAAAUGUUUUCAAGACAAAUAUUUUAACACUUUUAGCAGUGUUCAGAAGGUUCAAGGUCCUUAAGCAAACAAAACAAGCGCACAAAGGCCUCUAUUUUUGUUUCUUGGCACUUAUCUGAGAACUCUAGCCUUUUUUAGUAUUGUUGGGAGUUAAUGGGUGUUAAAAGCUCCACAUAGACAAAUCCUUCUUAGAAGUUGGUGAUCUGAAAUGUGCUCCUGCUGUUAAAAGAAUUGUCAAAAUGCUGGCACCUUUAGCUUGUAUUUACUGAAUGCCUCAAUUGCCAGACUAACAAGGGCACUGGGUACACAAAUACUGAAAAUGUGCUUUCUGAUUUUUAUUGGUUUCCAAGACAUGUAGCCCAGAUAAUUGACUCCAGCUCUUACAUGAUGGUUUAGCCAGUUGGAGGCAUUACAUUAGUCAAGGAUCUCCCUGUAACAUGGAGCCAGUCUAUAGGAAACCAAAUAAGUAUCAUUUUUUUACUCUAUUUGCGCAGUUUGGCAAUGACUAGGGGUCUUUUAAGAUUGUCCCAAAGGAUAUAAAGUAUUAGAAGACAAUAUUAGCAACUUUGCAAGCUAUGCUCUAUAGAAAAAGGUCAAUGAUUGCUUCACUCCCUGUAGACUAGCUCAACAUUUCAGAGGUGUUUAAUAGUUUGAUGCUUCCUGUGGCAUUAUAUGGUAAUAGGACCACAUAAAAAUAGAGGAUAGAGCCUAACAAUAAAAAUGUAACAGAGUUUUCAGUUUUGAAUACCCUUGUUUAGCCUGGGUAUUGGCAGAAUUCAGAACAUGUCGUUGCAGAAUGUUGAUAAUUCCCUUUGCAGGGUGAUUAAAAUUUUGUUUUCACAUUUUUAAAUUAAAAUGAUUAAAAGCAUGUACAAGUGGGAGGGGAGUUGUAAUACACAGAAGCUAAUAUUCUGUGUUUACUUCCAGUUUGUGGGGAUGUUAACAUUGUCUGGUAAUGACAGUCUACUGAAGCCAUUCAGAAGCUCAAUCCUUUUAAAGUGUAACAGUUCUAUUUUAGGGGGUGAUAGUCUCCAGUGAAUUCUAUUUCCUUCCUUCCUUCCUUGCUUUUACUGCCAAACUAAUGCUAUAACUUUUAGUGUGUAACAUCACUCCUACAGGUCAACAUCACGCAACAAUUUAUUUUUCAUAGAAAUCUUUGUGUGAUGUAUGAGAAGCCACUAAA